AUGUCUUCACCCCGCGAGAAGAACACGAAGUACGCCUCCGACGAGGAGACCUCCGAGGACACCCAACAGCAGCAGCAGCCCCAGCGCCGCCAGAACCGCAACAAGGGCAGGCAGAUGCAAAGGCGUCAACAGAGCGGCCCUCUCGAUGCCGUCGGCGGUCAGGAUGUCGGCCAAACGGUCCAGGGCGUGACCGGCGGCGCUCAGCAAACACUAGGCAACGUAGCCGGCGGUGCUCUGCAAAACCAAGGCGGCGGCGGCGGUGACAAGAGCGAUACCCUGAGGCUCCGCCUCGACCUCAACCUCGAUAUCGAAAUCACGCUCAAGGCGCGCAUCCACGGUGAUCUUGAGCUGGCUCUCUUCAAGGCGAUCUGCAGGUGGGUGCCUUUCUCCUUUCUUUCUCGCAGUUGGCCUUGUCCCGGCCAUCCUGGCCAUGUUCCCCCUCACCUCGCCGGCGAGACCCAGCUGACGCCAAAUGAUCUUGUGCAGACGACCUUCAGGGACUGUCCAAUGAUGACGGCAUCCCCUCCUACUCAGCCGAUUCCCCCCACAACUCAAUUCGACAAACCACGCGAGAGCCCAGCAUCGACGUCGACCGUACCACGGAGUCUGCAAAAGACCGUCCCCGAAAACGAACAACCCUCGUCGCACACUAUGCAGCGUACCGGGCCUCGGCCUGCAUCAGACGGCGAUCCGGAACACGCCUCCCGGCACGACGAGUAUGAGGUCGUCGAAGUCGAAGACGACGAUGCCGGGGUGGAAGAGGUGCCUCGGCGCAACGUACGCCCGCCUCUGCCCCGUCUGAACUCGUCGUCCCGAGCACCUGGCUCACCUGCUCCUCCGCCUGAAACCAAUCCUCCGCAACCUCCCCCUCGUCGAAGCAGCAACGCGAGCACCCCACAGCCGCAGCAAGGCGGGCCUUUUCAUCUCUCGCGGGAGAUACCCAUACCGAUUAGGAGCUCUUCGACACAGGGACAAAGCGCACACAAGGCACCGCCGACAUCCUCAGCAGAUACUGCAGACACUACAGACAGCCGCACGGAUGAAGGCACACAGGACUCGAAAGAGUCCAAGGAGACAUCGCCCGGCGCUUCCAGUCCCAAAGGCAAGGAGCCGGAAGGAAAGAAUGCUCCUAUCAAUAUACCCAAGGUCACCCCUGUAGCGUCUGGCCUGACGAUACCACCCAAUCUCGCCGACCUAGCGCAAGGCUUGGACGGAAAGUAUGUCGAUGAGUUCGGAAACAUUUUGGACUGGAAUGGCCAGGUCUUGGGUCGUGUCGAAGGCGACCUUCCCUCGAUGAUCGGACGACCCGUCUCCGUGACUGGUGAGAUCUUCAGCGAGGACGGCGAGGUUGUCGGCUACGUCGCAGAGAACGACACUAUUCCACCAGCGCCUCCAUCUCCCCAGCCCAUCCAAGGCAUGGGUGAAGGGCUGAAAGUAGACCAUAUGGGCAACAUUCUCGACAGCAACAAUAACGUCGUCGGGCAUUUCGACGGCGCUCACAUGGCCAAGUCGGUUCAGAAACCGGGCCAGACUGGUGGGCAGCACUCUCACGGUGCUCGCCCAGCAAACAACCCUCAGGCGGAUCAGAACUGUAGCUGUGGUCGACCUAAACCGUCGUCUGCUCCCAGCCCGUCUGAGGUGUUCAUGGACGUUAAGUCGACUCACGAUGGCAUCCAGCUGAUUAUCAAGAUUCCAACGGUGUUCAACGGUGGCGGGGUCCCAAAUAUCCAUAUCGGAACUGGAUGA
Molecule: messenger RNA, 1746 nt
Organism: Colletotrichum karsti
Lineage: Eukaryota; Fungi; Ascomycota; Sordariomycetes; Glomerellales; Glomerellaceae
Exons: 2
Coding region: 1-1746 (581 amino acids)
Source: RefSeq, a predicted model, not a curated record